This is a messenger RNA of Scleropages formosus (Asian bonytongue), 3519 nucleotides long. RefSeq names its product adhesion G-protein coupled receptor D2. Bases 115 to 3261 code for a protein of 1048 amino acids. Gene Ontology annotation, cellular component: plasma membrane. Gene Ontology annotation, biological process: cell surface receptor signaling pathway; adenylate cyclase-activating G protein-coupled receptor signaling pathway. The record is from RefSeq and is a predicted model, not a curated record. Lineage: Eukaryota; Metazoa; Chordata; Actinopteri; Osteoglossiformes; Osteoglossidae. The transcript has 24 exons. Gene Ontology annotation, molecular function: G protein-coupled receptor activity.
CCCCCCUCGCUCCUCAUUCUCUGUAGUGUAAGUUCUGGUCGCUGGCUGCUGCGUGAAGUGCCUCUUUUAAGUCUUUAGCCGUGAUUUUAGCCACAGCUUUCAUUUUACUGGACAAUGCUGCGGUUCAGCAUCCACUUGCAUUUUAUUUAUGUUUUCUGGUGUCUGCAUUGUUGUGCCGCUGAAGAAGCUGUACCGGCGCCGCAAGGCGCAGCCCGAUUCAAAUACGGCGAAACCUACUACGAGCACGCGCCCGCGAAACUGAGCUGGGCGGCCGCGCGCGUCGCGUGCCGCCGCAGGUCUGGGGCUCUGGCCUCUGUGCCGCACGAGCUGGGGCUUCACGAGCUGCCCGCCUUUUUGCUGUCGUUAAAUAUAACGGAACCGCUGUGGAUAGAAAACGCGGGCAUUUCAGACAUAAAAGAUGGCUUUGACACAUUGAUUGUGGAGUUCCCGGACCAAAGUGACUCGGAUCGCAUCCGUGUCCUGUGGAAGUUCCCCAGCUUGAGCGCUGUGACCGUUUGCACUCAAAUUCAGCUUGACCCAACCUUCCAUGGUUUUUCCACCAUCUUCUCUUAUUCUACACAGUCCUUUCUAAAGGAGUUCCAACUUCAAGCUAAUGUAACUCAUGGAGAAGCGGUUAAGCUGUCCCUCCUGGUGCAUGGGGAAGACGGGCCUUAUGUAGAAGCCUUUGACAAUGAUGGGUCCUGGCACCUGGUUUGCGUCAGCUGGACCGGGGUUGGAGGCAAAUGGUACAUUAGUGCAGAUGGUAGAUUGAGAGACCAGGGUGAGGGGCUCUAUCUUUCAGGGGACAUAGGCUCAGAUGGAGUCCUAGUUAUUGGCCAGAAGCAAGACGUGUCCUCCAGGGGCAUGUCCUUCACGGGGAACAUUACACAACUGAAUGUUUGGGACAGGGUGUUGAGCCCUAAUGAAAUACACACCAUGGAAAAACAGUGCUCACUGAUUUUCUCUGGGCUGUUCUUCAAGUGGAACUUCUCCGCCCUUGCGAUCGAUCCUUCCUUGAAAAGUCACUGGGGAGACAUUCUAUGUAAAGGUAAAAGAAGUUCACUGGACAGCCAGACGCUCCAUAUUUGGGUGUAUACAGGUGACUCAAUCUCCAGUCUGACUUAUGAGUCAAACCAUGGAUGCAUGACCUUCAGCCCUUUGAGUCAAAGUUGGAACCUGGAUUUUUGCAAAAUACGAAAAGGGGCAAUCUGCCAGUUUCACAAAGAUGUAAUUGAGAAUCUAUGGCUUUUAUCUGACUUUCCAAAGACAUCAUUCUUUACAAAAGUGAGGAAGGAAGAAUACAAAUGUGUAGAGCUGCAUCAGUUAGAAAGGAUGGUGGAAGAGACCAUUCCAAGGCUGGUGGCCUGCACAGAGGUGCUACUGAAGGUUUUGCAAUUAAAUCCAAACAUCCUCAUACCUAUUGACAUGCUCCACCUGACACAGAUCUUGGAGCUAGUGUCUAUGCAUGUCUCAGAGAAGUCUGCUUCUUCUGAAGUCAUUAGCUCUUUGGCUACCAACCUUGUGAAACUUUCCAGUGAGAUCAUUGACCCUGAACUUGCUGCCCAGUGGUUGGGCCUGAGUAAAGAUGGGGUGUCUGUUGGGCCAUUCAAUGUAAUAGAAAGCAUUGACAAGGUGACUGAAACCUUGGCAGAUGUUUUAGCAACUGAAGGAAAAAGCUUCAAGCUCUCAACAAAAAAUAUAGAUGUGCACCUGGAGCCCCGGAAGCUAGGCCAGCUGGGUUACAGCUCUGUGUUCAAGCCAUCCACUUUGAUCAGCCAUGUUAGCCAGCAGGAUGAGAUACUCAUCCCUGACACAGAGGUGCUUCGACUGCAUUCACUUGGUUAUGAAGAAGUAAUUUUCAUCCAUGUUUACUACAGUCACCUUAUGGAAUUCCAAUCAAAAAUCAGUAAUUCAGCAGAUCAAAAAGAAAUCAGUAGACUUGCUACUGCAGUUAUAUCAGCUACAGUUAGAGACUCCUUCAAAGGUCAGAAUAUUCCAGUUGCUGUCAAUUACACCUUAACCUCUAUCGAACUGGUGGAGCACCCACUGCUUGUUGCGCCUGUUUGUGUAUUUUGGAAUUUCAGCCUGAUGAGCGGCGUUCUGGAUGGGUGGUCAAGCAAAGGCUGCUGGGUUACAUACACAGGGUCAUCGGUCACCUCCUGUUUCUGCAACCAUACAACCAACUUUGCAGUGCUUAUGAGUUACAUGGAAACUAAGUGGACACCCUUGCAGAGGAGUGUUCUGACCAAGCUGACUUUCGUUGGAGCUGGAGCCUCGCUCUGCGCGCUGUUGGUCACCCUGAUGCUCUUUACCAUGCUUGAUAUUCCCAAAUCUGACCGGACAUCUAUUCAUAAGAAUUUAUUCAUCGCGCUGACAGCUGCACAAGUAGUGCUUCUUUGUAGUGGAUCAGCUACCUCUAAUAAGGUGGUAUGUACAGUCGUGGCAGCACUGCUACACCUCUUCUUCAUGGCAGCAUUCAGCUGGAUGCUCGUGGAGGGCCUGCUGCUGUGGAGCAAAGUGGUGAUUGUCAACCUGAGUGAAGAGAGGCAUAUGAAGUACUACUAUCUUAUUGGCUGGGGUCUCCCAGUUCUGGUCGUUGCAAUCACUUUAGUUUCCGCUUCUCGAAACUACACAGCCGACGAUCACUGCUGGCUGAGCGUGCAAAAUGGAGUCAUAUGGGGGUUUGCUGGCCCUGUCAUCUUCAUCGUCAUGGUGAAUGUCAUGAUCCUUGCGCGAGUCGUGGCCAUUACCAUCUCCACUGCCAAAAGAAGAUCUGUCUUGUUGGCGUUAGGCAGCAGCCCCUCGGAACAGGCCCUCGAGCAAAUACGGGCUGCAGUGAAGGCAGUGUUGGUGCUGCUGCCUAUUCUGGGGCUCACUUGGCUUUUUGGAGUGCUGGUGCCAUUCUCUGUUGUGAUGGCAUAUAUUUUUGUGCUCCUCAACUCACUGCAGGGUCUCUUCAUCUUCCUCAUUUAUGGAGUGUACAAUACAGAGGUGCGGAGUGCCAUCAACAGAAUUAAGGAAAGGAGAAAGGCACUGAACUUUUCUAACUGUGCCAGCUACAGGCCUAGCAGCUUAGCCAACAGCUCCCAGCUGGCCAGCUGUCCGACGCCAGUGCUCACGGGCCACAGCUUAGACGAGGAGGGUGUGGACGAGACAAGUGGGAGCCCCCCAGACACAGCCAGUGCCAACCCAGGAAACAACGCACAGCAGUGUGCCCUUGGUGUUCAUGGAGGAGAGCAGGAGGAUUGCACUUGUGAAUGACGUUGUCGUACCAUUGCAGGACUCCAGUUCAAGAACUACAGUAAAUGCUGAUGGCAUAUUCCAUCUUCAGGUACCCAUGGACGUCGAACUGAAAUCUUGCUUACAGCUGAUUGCUUCAGUGCAACACAAAAAUAUCUAAACUUCAUAUUCACUCUUGAUUUGUUUGCGUUUCAUUGUAACUGUACAGUAAUUUCAGUGUUAAAAAAUUGAUUCUCAAUUUAUGUUAAUAUACAUGUGUUUAGAGUAAAAUGUGAAUCA